Molecule: messenger RNA, 1191 nt
Organism: Sinocyclocheilus rhinocerous
Lineage: Eukaryota; Metazoa; Chordata; Actinopteri; Cypriniformes; Cyprinidae
Product: CD302 antigen-like
Exons: 6
Coding region: 21-755 (244 amino acids)
Source: RefSeq, a predicted model, not a curated record
CUGAAAACUGUGUUGAAAACAUGGGCUCCAGUUCUCGUCUUUUCACGCUGUUUUACAUAGUUUUUCUCAUUCCUACGUGCCGUUUCGCGCAAGGAGAGGACACUGCCGACUGUCCUGCAGAUGGACGCACGUGGUUGCCGUUCGGCCUCAACUGCUAUCACUUCGUCCAUGGAGAGGAGGACAUCGCCAAAAGCUACUCCCUUCAAGAUGCGAAAGACAUGUGCAGAGGAUAUGAUCUCUUGACAGUAAAAAGUGCAGAGGAGAAUAACUUCAUCAUUAAGUACAGCCCUUUUGUAUGGAAAGGCAAAAUGAGCGUCUGGCUUGGAAUGUACUACGACAGCGAUGAAGAUGUCUUCAAGUGGCAUGACGUUAACAGCGUGUUGCGCUAUAGUAACAGGGAGGACGGCGGCUCUGAUGACACUGAUCUGCCUCUCUUGGACACGUGUGUCGUUCUUCACUCUAACACAGGGAAGUGGGAAAACGUCAGCUGCACGGAUGAACCUGAGAACGGAGUAGUGUGUAAGACGAAGGCAGUCUGGAUAAGCCCACCGAAGGGCAGUCCUCUUCUGUCAGCUCUGGUCAUCAUCAGCGUGGCGCUGAUAAUGCUAGUUUCUGCAAUGGUUUGGUUCUUUCACCAAAGAAACAACUCUGGCUCAUCCAUCCUCAACCUGAUCGAGUACCACCCGCCCUUCAGAUCCCCGUCCACCGAUCAGGCCUGCUUGAUAGAAGCUGAAGAAAUCGAGGUGGUACCUUAGUGUUUUUCAUCCGUGCCCGGGUGAGAAUAAUCAGCAGGCGUUCACGGGAGACUGUGAACUCUUCUCUUUUUACUGGUUCCUCAGCGACGGUCCACGCAGAACAAAACGAGGCAGUCGUGACUCAAAUUAUCUCUUUCUCUGGGGUGGAAUGGAGGGAUGUGUGGGGAAAUAUGAUCUGUCUGAAUGCCAUGUGUGAAAUAAACCUAAAACAGUUGCUGGGGUUUUAUUACGCAGGAAAAUUAAGCACAUUGAUCUUUUCCUUCUCCUUGAAGACUCAACUCUUUAGUGAUUCUGCUUUACUAAUAUUUUCUCUGAGCUGCUUGUCUCAUGUGACUUGACAUUGAGAUUAGUUUCAUUGUGUCCUUACAGCUAAUCAUGUCCACAGGCUGGUUGCAAAAGCUGAAAAAUAAUCAGAAAAAUUUCUAAAUUAUAUAUA